This is a messenger RNA of Chionomys nivalis (European snow vole), 666 nucleotides long. It is a transcript of the gene Cd28, whose product is annotated as CD28 molecule. Lineage: Eukaryota; Metazoa; Chordata; Mammalia; Rodentia; Cricetidae. Gene Ontology annotation, cellular component: membrane; external side of plasma membrane. Bases 1 to 666 code for a protein of 221 amino acids. The record is from RefSeq and is a predicted model, not a curated record. The transcript is spliced from 4 exons. Gene Ontology annotation, biological process: immune response; positive regulation of T cell proliferation; T cell receptor signaling pathway.
AUGCCACCUACCCAGCCUAAAGAGUCUGUGUACACCACAAUAACCCCGAACAGACUCUUCAAAGAAAACAAGAUUUUGGUGAAACAGUCACCCAUGCUUGUGGUGGAUAACAAUGACGUCACCCUCAGCUGCAGGUACUCUCACAACCUCCUCUUGAAGGAGUUCCGGGCAUCACUGUACAAGGGAGUGAACAGUGAUGUGGAAGUCUGUGUUGCGAAUGGGAAUCUCACCUCUCAGCUUCAGUUCCACUCAAAUGUGGGGUUCACCUGUGACGGGAAUUUGAACAAUGAAACAGUGACAUUCUACCUCCGGAAUCUGCACGUCAAUCAAACAGACAUAUACUUCUGCAGAGUUGAGGUCAUGUACCCUCCUCCUUACCUAGACAACGAGAAGAGCAAUGGAACGAUUAUUCACGUGAAAGAGAAACAUCUUUGUCAUGAUCAGACAACUCCUAGGCUGUUCUGGGCACUGGUCGGGGCUGCUGGAGUCCUGUUUUGUUAUGGCUUGCUAGUGACAGUGGCUCUUUAUAUUAUCUGGACAAAUAGCAGAAGGAACAGACUCCUUCAGAGUGACUACAUGAACAUGACGCCCCGGAGACUCGGGCCCACACGCAAGCAUUACCAGCCCUAUGCUCCAGCGAGAGACUUCGCAGCCUACCGUCCCUGA